AUGACGACAAGAUCUCCUGUUGGUGGGAGUCUACCCUCAGUCGCGACGGAGAUGAAACCGGAGGAUGAGAUGGGGGUGAGAUGGCGAUUAUUUUCCGGUGACUAUGGUUACACAGCAGCAGCAGGAGAGAAACUGUGUAUUGUCGAGCCCGGUCCGGCGGAUCUCCGGCGAUAUCGGCGAAAGAGGUGA
This is a messenger RNA of Arabis nemorensis, 189 nucleotides long. Lineage: Eukaryota; Viridiplantae; Streptophyta; Magnoliopsida; Brassicales; Brassicaceae. The record is from the annotation of a GenBank genome assembly.